Messenger RNA from Grosmannia clavigera kw1407, 1281 nucleotides. RefSeq lists its product as uncharacterized. The coding region runs from base 1 to 1281 and encodes 426 amino acids. The record is from RefSeq and is a predicted model, not a curated record. Lineage: Eukaryota; Fungi; Ascomycota; Sordariomycetes; Ophiostomatales; Ophiostomataceae. The transcript is spliced from 4 exons.
AUGACGUCUAUUUGGCUUCGAGAACCUGAUCGGAUGCUGAAAGAGACCGGCCACGACUACAGCGAAAUCUUCCACGAAUCUCCUUCUAGCAGCGAGUCAAUGAACCGGCCGCCCAAGGUCGAGGUCAAGAAGCGCGUCAUGGACCAAGACCCAGUUGUCCGUUGGAGCUAUCUAGCUGCGUCAGAGGCUGUCGAUAAGGACGUCCGGCUUCUGGAGCUCAAUGGCGAGAUAGAAGCCGAUGAGCAAAUCACCAUUCCCUGGGACUUCCGGCUUCCACGCGAGGCUAGAUUUCGGAUGCUUCGCAUCCUUGGACUAGGGGAGGAAGACAACAGCGUGCUGGACGACGUGGAUGAAGAUGAAUACAGCAGCAUUGCUCGUGGCAACGGGGGCCACCAUAAGAAAAAGGCCGCGCGCAAGCCGAAACCCCAUGCGUUGUCGCCAACAAGCACCGGUCAUGCAACGAACAGUCGUGCUGCUAGCGAGGGCCACCUGGACGAUUUCGCUGAAAACGACAAGGCAUCAACAUCGUCGCGCAGCAAACCUCCUAGUCGAGAUAUGACGCCCGCUCCACGCCAGGGGUCCUUCGACACAUUGGGUAUAUUGACGGAGCCGACCGACCGAGACAAGAGGAAGGUAGCGAUGGUAGAAGUCUCGUUCCGGCGUUUGGAGCAGCAGCCGCCAAAGAAGAAAAAGCGAUUGUCUGAUGGCGGUGUUUCGGAGAAAUCGACCUCUAGUCACACCGGCCAUGCUGAUGGUCCCGAAGCCGAGUCGCCAGCCCGGUCGUCUUUGGCGACCGCGACACAAUUGGCAAGCUCGAAUGCUGUCAAAGACGACGCUUUGGUCAAAAUUCCACCGAGGAAAGCACCCGAUCUCCGAGUGCAGAUGCCGCAGGUGCCGGCUUUCAGCGACGCCAUUGCCUCGAGCUCAAUAUCAGUAGCGACGCCCGUGUAUAGCUCGUCGAAGGCGCAGUCGCCAUUGAGUGCAGCGAGUGCGAGUCCGUUCGGCUCGUUAGCCGUCAACGGGGCGGCCCUGGCAACGCCUAGCCCUGUUAAGAAGAAGAUGAGCCUGAGCGACUACACCAAGAGUCGCAAGGCUGCGGGUGGCCGUCCGUUGGUGGGAACGUCUUUGAAGCCGUCGAUAUCAGGUGCGGAAGAACCAAAGUCUGCUACGAGUGCGGAUGGCAUGGGCCUGGGCGACUCGCCGGCGGUCGGCGAGAAGCCGGGUGAUGCUUCCUCGGCGGCGAUGACGGUGGUGGCAACGCUCGUGGCUGGCUCAGAGUGA